Messenger RNA from Symbiodinium sp. CCMP2456, 782 nucleotides. The record is from the annotation of a GenBank genome assembly. NCBI's taxonomy places the organism in Eukaryota, Dinophyceae, Suessiales, Symbiodiniaceae.
AUGAAGGAGGCCAUGCGGCUUCCGCGUGAGGUGACAUCGCAUGCCCACCGCAGCUAUGGCGGACGAGGAACCAUCAACGAGGACUCGGAGCGCACCGCACGGUGGCGCCUGCCGGACGGCCCGGCUUCGCCGGACCGGAGUCCCAGUCGCUCUGGCCGCGGCGCGUUGCCGACCCACAAUCGGGACCUGAGCAACGCAUCGAGUUUUGCCUUCGUCCCGUCUGGAGAAGGAAGUCCGCUUGCUGCUCCAGUGGCUCAUACGGCGUUGCAAGACCACUUGGUGCAGCAGCAGGUGUCCAUCCUUGAGGCUCAGCUUCUCCGCGAAGCCGCGGCCGGCGCAGCACUGGACGCCGAUGGCAUACAGGAGCAUCUUGAGCUCUUCGAAGCACGACUGCGCCAAGCAAUGACCGAGCAAUUGCCAGGCGAAGGCCGCCCUCGCUCUCGGCCCCGGGGUCCAUUGCCCUCUGCAGCAGAGAUCGAAGCUCAGGAGCAGCAGCAGUGGCGCCUUCAACAUCUGCAGCGGCCUAGGGCCACAGAGGAGGUGGAGGGAAGUCACUUCCGGCGACACCGGGCAGCCUCUCUUAGCCGUCGGCAGGGGAGGCACUCACCGGCAUCAAUGGCUGCGGACGAGACCUCGGCCUUCCACCACAACCGCGCCUCUUCGUUGGGCAGACAGGGCAGCAGGUCGUCACCCAGGCCAGAUGCAGAGCACCAGGCACCUACAGCGCAUCUCCGGGCUGCUCCCAGCAUCCCUCCUGGCGACCCGCAGUUGGCUGCGCACUC